Molecule: messenger RNA, 2932 nt
Organism: Amphimedon queenslandica
Lineage: Eukaryota; Metazoa; Porifera; Demospongiae; Haplosclerida; Niphatidae
Product: actin cytoskeleton-regulatory complex protein PAN1-like
Exons: 7
Coding region: 19-2826 (935 amino acids)
Biological process (GO): exocytosis
Source: RefSeq, a predicted model, not a curated record
UCCAGGAAUUGAAGAAAGAUGUUGGUGAGUCCUCUCUUGUCAAACGAAACGACACUGCCAUGGUGGAUCUGUCCCCCGGACAGGGAACUAUCUUUAAGGAGCAAGAUAAGGACAGGUUAUUCUACCAUAGCAAGUCGUGCCAAUAUUAACAAGUAUCAUCCAAUUGUUGGAGUGAAGGUUAGAGGUCUAUCAGUUGAUGAGCUAAUGACUAUUGAAGAAGUGGUCAAGAAAGCAUCGCUCAUUGAAGAAAUGAACGAAAUGAGAAUAUCUUCCUUGUUGUCAGAUCAUGAUAAGUUGAAGGAGCAGUGUAUAGGUGACGGAGAGUACAGCUGUCUUUUGUGUGGUUACGAUUUCACGCAACAAAAUGCUGAAAAAUCAAAUCUAUGCCACAUAUGUGCAAAGAUGAUAUGCAGGGAGUGUCGCUAUGACGACGUGAUGUCAAACCAUCAAGUGUACCUCUGUCCUGUGUGCUUCUCUCAUAAAGAGUUAUGGGGGAAGACUGGAGCUUGGAUGGUAAACAGUUUACCGAAACAAAUUAAGAACAAAGAGAAACUGACGGAAUGGAUUAGCAAGACCUCUGAAUUAAAAAGACACAAGUCAUCUCUAGACAUGAGUGGGAUAGAACUGGGAGGAGCAAUACGCCAGGAUACUUCACAGAACCUUCUCGAGAGUAUCUCAGACACUGAGAUACUCAACGAGAACCGAUUCAGUUCUUACGACGUCAAGUUCAAAGACGAACCUAGCUCCAAUAAUCGCUCAAUUCGUAAAACAAAUGUCACCUCCAGCUGGAACACACUGGAGGGACUGCAAGAGGAAGAAAAGAUUGGUAUUGAUGAUCUCUUACUAGCGCAACAGUUGAGAUCAGAAUCACCUCAUCUGAGACUGGAAUCAGAGCACCGACGAGCAUCAGCUCAUGCUAAAGCCACACCUUCCCCACCUAGCUCUCCCAGACGCUCUAAAGCUAUGAUAGGACAGGAACAACGAGCCUCGCUGGUAAAAGCACGUAGGAACGUCCUGUCACGUACCCCCUCACCGCAGGGGUACGCUGCCGAGGGUAACUCUCCUCCAAUGCUGAGACGAGAUGGAUCUCAAGAUGAUAGCCCGGGAAUGAGGAGGCGUGGCAGUUCUAAAGAGGGGAGUGGCCUCCUCAUCGCUGGACUGAGACCCAGUCUCACUGUACCUACUAACUCAUUUGACAGUGACUCUUCUGUAGAGGUUAAUAAAGAAUUGCAACUGAUACACCAAAUGGGGAGCACGACUGAUGAAGAAAUGCCAUACAUUAUGAUAUCCAGUGAUGCAGACCUGCCAUUUUAUAAUAAAGAGGGGAGUUUGCCUAAGCUGAGGAGGAAGAAUGCAUCUAGAAGGAGGACAGGGAGUCUUACGACGAGGGGAGAGAAGGAGAAGAAGAAAGAAGAAAAGAAAGAGACUGAGAAUGACAUGUUCAAUCAGGAUGGAAUGUCUGAUCUCAGCUUUCAGCCUCUGGAGUCAGACUUGAGCUUCAAACCACUGGAGAGUGAUCUGAACUUCCGCCAGCCAGCAGCUCAAAACAAAAGUGAUGAAAAUGAAGAGAAAGGAGAAGAGAGCAAAUUGUCUGAAGACAUCACUAAAGCAGCAGCAUCUGUAAUACCAGCGGCUACUGGAGAUCAUGAAAUGAAAACAGAAAAAGAAGAAGAGAAGACAAAAAUGGAGGAAACACACCAAUCACUACCUGAACCUAGUCCUGUCCAGGAGGAUAUCACUCCACCUGCUAGUGUCCUAACUACUGAUGAUACAACCACACCUCCUACAGUACCCAGUGUUAGCGAUACUCUACCUGCUCCAGUUCCUGUUGUUAGCGAUACUCCACCUGCUACAGUUCCUGUUGUUAGCGAUACUCCACCUGCUACAGUUGAUGAUACUUCACCUGCUACAGUUGAUGAUACUUCACCUGCUCCAGUUCCUAUCAUUGAUGAUACUCCACCUGCUAGUGUCCCCAGUACUGAUGAUACAGGAACAGCUGCUAUAGUUCCACCUGGUGUCGAUGAUAAUACUCCAUCACUGAAUGAAGACUUGUCAGAUUUAAGUUUCUCCUUCAGGAAAUCGGACGAUGAAGAAGAAGAAAAAUUUAAAAUUACAACAAAUAAACCGCAAGCGACAGCUGCUCUCUCUCCUACCUCAUCGCCUCAAAUUAGCAAAUCAGUGACUCCUCCCACUGCUGAUUUAGUGACUCAGUCACCAAUAAAAACUCUGCCCCCUCAGUCACCGGAAAGAGACACGCCCACACCUACAAAAUCCCCAUCUCCUCAUCGAAGGAAACUUGUUGUUAAAUCAACUCCAAGUCAAAAGGAAUUGGAAACUCCACCCACUUCCUCAGCCUCACCAGAAAAAACUAAAAAUGAAGUAGCAAAAGAAGAGGAAGAAUUUGAAAAGAAACUGGAAGAGAAACCAUCUUCAUCUCUGAGACGUAAAAAUGCAACGAGAUUAUCACGAUCACCUCGUCGUGAUAGCAGUAAAAGCGAGGCCACACCCUCCACAACUCAAGAAGGAGAAAUGGGAACACUUGAAAGAAAAAGAGCAAAAGCUCGAGAAGCUGCCAGACGACUCAGAGAAUCAGGACAGUCAUCACAAUAUCGUAUGGAGGGAGAAACAACUCCAGCUGUUCCUGAUAAUGACGGAAUGAGCUCUUUGGAAAGGAAGAGAGCUAAGGCAAAGGAAGCAGCGAAAAGAAUGAGAGAAAGUGGAGAGAGUUCUCAGUCCAGGAUUGAGAGAGACGCAAAAGGAGAAAUAAUUCAAGAAACUCUUUACAACGUUGAGUACAAGUCCGGAUCACGCCCCUCAUUGAUAUAAUAACAAUAAUAAAUAAUUAAUUAAUUAAUUAAUUAAUUAAUGAUUACUGGUACAUGUAAUGCAGUGACGUUCCUUUUUGAAAAACUGUUUGUUUUUUAAAUUAAAA